This is a messenger RNA of Vigna umbellata (rice bean), 683 nucleotides long. Lineage: Eukaryota; Viridiplantae; Streptophyta; Magnoliopsida; Fabales; Fabaceae. The record is from RefSeq and is a predicted model, not a curated record.
GAUACAAAGUACCUGAUAAUAUAUGUGCAAACCAGUAAUGAAGAACACAGUGCUAGCUUUUGUUCUUCUCUUUGCCCUAAGCUUACAACCACCACUCAGAGCAACUGAUGCACCAGCAGAGCCAGUAGUUGACACAUCAGGGAAGAAACUCCAAGUUGGUCAGAGUUACUACAUUGUUCCAGCUAUGAGAACCUUCACAAGAUGUGGAAAGUUCGAAUGUUUGAAUGCUGAAGGCCUUUCACUUGCCAACAUUGGUGAGACAUGCCCUCUUGACGUUGUGGUUGUGCAAAGAUCUUUUGGCUUGCCACUGUCAUUUUCACCCUUUGACACCAACGAAGGUGUUGUUCUUGAGUCCACUGAUUUGAACAUCGUGUUCUCCACCGAUCGUACUAGUUGUGAUGAGUAUUCUCUGGUGUGGAAAUUGGACCACUUUGGUGGCUCUAAAGGAGAGUGGGUUGUGACCACUGGUGGCUCUAAGGGGAACCCUGGUAGGAGAACCAUACGCAACUGGUUCAAAAUUGACAAGUGUGAUGGUGCUUAUAAAAUUGUUUAUUGUCCCAGUGUGUGCCUUUCUUCCAAACACUUGUGCAAGGAUGUUGGUGUUUUUGUGGAUUGGAGAAUGGCAAUAGGCGUUGGCUUCUCAGCGAUGUCCAUUCAAAGUUAAGUUCCAGCUUGCACAAUCC